AGAGGAGGUCUCCCUGAAGUUUGCAAGAAUGAAGAAGUGAGUCUGCGUGAUUUGUUUUCGUACACGCGCCGACUGUCGACACUUUUUCAUACAAGUCUGAUAUGAAAAGCAUCUUUCAUGUACGUCUUCGCCCCUUUUAAACUUCUCCCCACUGUUGUAAUUCAAAUGUGAAUUGCGUUGUGAGUAUCAGUCUUGCAGGGAUGAUAGCGGACAGGAGCAGUUAUUAGCUUCUAUUUCCUUCGUCACCGGCCUGAAGUUCGGUGUUUAUCUCGACAGAAGAAAUCAUGACGGAGGAGAAAAACAUUUCCAACGAGUUGUUCGAGAGUGUGCGGGAGGCGGUGGGCCGAAGGGUGAAACUUGCCCUGAGGCGUAAAGUCCAGCUGGAGGUCAAAGGUGACAAGGUGGAGAACAGAGUUCUGGCGUUGGCAUCACAUCGAGCCUAUCUGCUGACAGCACGGGUCCCUUCCAAGGUUGAGCAGUCAUUCAACUACUUGGAUAUUCAGGGAAUCAGCAGCAACAAGCCCACCCAGUUGGUUUUGGAGCAUGAGCGUGGGCCUUGGAGCUUCCGGCUGGGCUCAGUGGAGGAGGUGGAUGAGGUGAUUGCUCAGAUCGGCAACUGUCUUCACCGGAUCUGUCCUGCCGGCUCACCUGUGAAGUUGAUGAGGAAGUUGAAUUUGAAACCUCCAGAGAGGUUAACAGCCCUGCAGGCCGUCUGGAACGAUCAGUGUUCAGCGGACUUAGGACCCUGUGGUGGCUUUUCUCAUCAGUACUGGUGUGUGUGUGACAGCUUGGGUCUGCCAUACAGAGAGGAGGUCCAGUGGGAUGUUGACACAAUCUAUUUAAGUCAGGACACUAGAGAACUGAACCUGCAGGACUUUGUUCAUCUGGAGAACAGAGAUCUUGUGGCGAUCAUUGCAGUUCUAGAAUACAACCAGUGGUUCACCAAGCUAUCAACCAAAGACUACAAACUGCCUACAGAUGUGUGUGACCAGAUCCUCAGAGUAGUUGCCCGAUCCAGUCGACUAGAAGAAUUGGUUCUGGACAAUGCUGGACUGAAAAGUGAUUUUGCUCAGAAACUUGCAGGUGCUCUGUCACAUAACCCAUCCUGCACGCUGCACACACUCAAUCUGAGCAACAACUCCCUAGAGGACAAAGGUGUCUAUGCUCUGAGUUCUCAGCUAGCCAAACUGCCCAUGGGCCUAAAGAACUUGAAUCUCUCAAAGACCUCCAUGUCUCCCAAAGGUGUAAACAGCCUCUGUCAGGCACUCUGCGCCAACCCCAUCAUCGCCUCCACCCUCACACACCUCGACCUGUCGGGGAACUCCCUGAGAGGAGAUGACCUUCAGAAUUUGCACAAUUUCCUGAGUCACCCAAACUGUCUUGAAACUCUGGAUCUGUCAAACAGUGAUUGUUCCCUGGAGCUGGUGUGUGCAUCUCUGUGCAGAGGAUCUUUGAAGCAUCUUGCCAUCCUCAACAUGUCAAGAACAGUCUUCUCUCACAGGAAGUGCAAAGAAAUCCCUUCGUCCUUCAAGCAGUUUUUCAGCAGUGCUCAGGCUCUGACGUCUGUUAGUCUAUCAGGAACCAAACUGCCGCUGGAGGCUCUGAAGUCGUUGUUGUUGGGCCUUGGUUGUAAUCCAAACUUUAGUGAUGUUUCUCUGGAUCUCAGCAGCUGUGAUGUAAGUCCACCACAGACCUCAGCACUUUUUAGCAGCCUAUUUUUAAAUGCUAUAAGUGAAUUCAAAAAUAGUCACAAAUCUGAAGAAGUUUUACAAAAAAAAGAGUGCAUUUCCCUGCAGCUUCGUUCGGGAGGCUCACAGAUUUUAGAGGGUUGCAUCGCUGAGAUCCCAAACAUUUCCAGUCUGGAUAUUUCAGACAACAGUUUGGACAUGGAUCUCACCACCCUUCUUGUGUGGCUGGCCAAAAACCGCUCCAUCAGGCACCUUUCGUUGGGCAAAAACUUUAACAAUAUCAAAUCCAAAAAUGUUGCUCAAGUAUUGGAUAACCUGGUUCAUAUGAUUCAAGAAGAAGAAUCACCUUUGACUUCACUGUCCCUCGCUGAUUCCAAGUUGAAAGCUGACCUCUCCAUUGUCCUUAACGCUCUGGGCAGCAACACUUCUCUGAUCAAACUGGACAUCAGUGGAAACUCCAUGGGAGACAUGGGGGCCAAAAUACUAGCCAAAGCCCUCCAAAUCAACACAAAGCUGAGGACCUUAGUGUGGGACAGAAAUAAUGUCAGCCCACAGGGUUUACAGGAUGUAGCUGCUGCCUUGGAAAAAAACUACACAAUUCGAUUCAUGCCUGUUCCCAUCAUGGAUGCUGCUCAGGCACUGAAAGCCAACCCAGAUAAGACGGAGGACGCUUUACUAAAGAUGGAGCAGUACCUGCUGAGAAACCACGAGACUCGUAAAUACCUCCAGGAGCAGGCAUACAGGCUGCAGCAGGGAAUAGUCACCACCACCACACAGCAGAUGAUGGACAUGAUGUGUGUGAGAGUCCAGGAUCACCUUAACUCUCUGAAGUUCUCAGAGGCCAACUCCGUUCAAGAUGACAUGAAGCUGGCAGAGAACCUCAUGAAGGAUGCAAAGAACUCCAAAACUCUGCUCCCCAACUUGUACCACUUAAAGAGUGGUGGGUCCAGAGUUGCAUUUGUUGCAGCCAUUCAGGACAAGCUGGAGUCAAUGGCUGGAGAGGUGGCAAGUGUGAUGGAUGAGCAGCUACAGACCAUGCUGGUGUCUAUGGUUGAUGCUGCUGAAGGCCUUUGUCCUCAUGUGAUGAAGAGGAGCGGCCUUCGUCAGGAGCUGCUUAAAGCUGCUGCAGGGAGGAUGACCAUCCCCUGCAGCUUCGUCACAAACACCCUUCUGGAGCAGUCCGGUGUGGACAUCAUCAACAAAAUCAGUGAAGUGAAACUCGGCGUAGCGUCCAUUCUGUCUGAUCGCAUUGUUGAUGAGAUCCUGGAGUCUCUAUCAAGAUCCCAACAUACACUGGCCGACCACCUGAUCAGAAAGGACCGUCCAUUGUUGCAUCAGGAACCCGAGUCAGAGACAGAAGUCCUGGAUGAAAGCGUUCUACAUCCAGAGAACCAUGAGCAUCAGAAACAGGAUCGAGACAAGAAACAUGGGCUGAAUGAUGUGGAGUCAUGCAUGAUGACACCUAAAUCCAAAAGGAAGAGUAUUCUAGUCAGAAUGUUGAGGCCCGUUUCUGUGGCAUUUGAGAUGGAGUUUGACCUGGACAAAGCUCUGGAGGAGGUUCCGAUCCACGUCGAGGAUCCUCCUCUUCCUUCUCCCCCCCCACAAGUAUCAGACAGGAUGUCAUAUUCUGAAGAUCUGCCUCCCCCUCCCACUCCGUCAGAUGGGAAGUCUGUGUGUAUAGGAGAGCUACCACAGCUGGAGCACAAAACUCUGGAAAGUUGCACCAAAUCCCGACCGAAACCGAAAAAGAGAACAAAACCCAGCAGAACCCCACGACAAGCCACUGGAAGCUCAGCGCCACAUGAUGCAGAGCAGAAUAACAUGAUGGACAAACUGGAUGAGGGUCUAGAUGACUUCUUCUCCAAGAGAGUUGUCAAACUCAGCUUUAGACUUCCCUCCAUAAGAAGUCCAUCAACACCAACACCAGAAGCAUCAGAUAAAAAGCGUGAAUCCAGGAAGAGUGGCUUCUUCAACCUCAUUAAAUCCCGAACGUCCCGCUCUGAGAAGAGCCACGGAGCUCCGGCCAUCACACCACCGCAGCCUGCACAUGCCAACACCACCAACACCUCCACCACAAGCCCAGUCACUGAGGAGCCCCCUCCUACCUCUCCCAUACCACCUGUGAAAAGUCCAAUCUCUGUAGUGGAGCCUCAUCAGGAGAUCCACGGGACACAGCCUGCGAACCACACAGAUUCUGAGAUGGAGGCGCCUCCGACUUCCACUGAACCUGCAGGGGAGGAGAAAGAUACCAGGAAGGUGGAAGAUAUGGAAAACCUGGAGAAGAAGGAAAGUCCUCCAAAGAAGGAGAAUAUAGAGAAGAAGGAGAACCCACACAUUCAUCGCCAUAUUGGUGUUCCUAUGAUGGGAAAGGAUCUGCUGGCUGAGAUGAAGGCCAGACAAGAAAAAACAAGACAAGACAAAAAGGCUGAAAAGAAGUCCGAUUCAUCAUCAGUCCUGGACAAAGUGGACUCAGACAAACCGAAGUCAGAUGUACAUCCUGCGGUUUCCACAGACCCUGAAGACUCCAAACCUGAGCCGAUUCCUAGGGCCAAACCACCAAAUACCACCCCCAAACCAGCCCCAGCCCAGACUGCUAAAGCACCGCUGGUUGCUCGCACAUUUGGACAACUCAGUCCAACCAGUCCCAGGCCAUGCAGCAUCUCUGUCAUUGAUGAUUCAGUAGACUCUGCCCCUGGCAGUGUAUCUCCCAAAGCACCACUUCCUGCUCCCCGUCUGAAGAGGGCGCCGUCGGAGCAAGACAGAGAGAGCACAAGCAGCAGCUCUGCAGGACUUUUGUCUCCACUGGAGGCUGAGUUUCCUGCAGAUGGCGAUGCUUUCGAGCAGCACAGCAUCACAGGUGCAGAGUCCGGCAUCAGCGGCCGACAGUGGUCAUCUCUGAAGAGCUCGUCCAGUCCGCUUGGCAACGAGGAAGAACGCGAACGCGCAAAGUCCCUCCCUGGCUAUGUGAGGCUUCCAUCUCAGACAGACAUGGAUCUCAGUCCAGCUGGCAGCGAGAUUUCAACUUUGAGCUCUGACCUCAAGCCUAAUAACAAAUCUGAGGACGAAUCUGGUGACGAUACUCCUUCAAUGUGAUUCCAGCAAGAUGUUCGGCAUCUUUUAAAUCUCAUCCCAGCAUACCUUCAGGACAAAACAAACCUUCUAGGGCUCAGGUGUCAAACUCCAGUCCUGGAGGGCCGCUGCCCUGCAACUUUUAGAUGUGCCUCUUCUGCAUCACACCUG
This is a messenger RNA of Poecilia latipinna (sailfin molly), 4928 nucleotides long. RefSeq names its product capping protein regulator and myosin 1 linker 1 (gene carmil1). The coding region runs from base 285 to 4781 and encodes 1498 amino acids. Gene Ontology annotation, biological process: cell migration; regulation of Arp2/3 complex-mediated actin nucleation. NCBI's taxonomy places the organism in Eukaryota, Metazoa, Chordata, Actinopteri, Cyprinodontiformes, Poeciliidae. Gene Ontology annotation, molecular function: protein binding. Gene Ontology annotation, cellular component: plasma membrane; lamellipodium. The transcript has 38 exons. The record is from RefSeq and is a predicted model, not a curated record.